AUGUGCCGUCUGGUUCCCGGGACUGGAUUAGGCUUCGGUGGUAGUUCUGGCUCGGAGCCAGGUUCUCGAGUUUCAUUUCCUAAGUACCCAGGCUUGCUUGAGCUUUUGUCCCGCCUUCUUACCCCUACCGAAGAUAAUGCGUCGGCUGUGGGAGGUAGUACUGAUAUUGUGACUGAGCGUGUCUUCCCAGCCCUGGAGUUGGUUGGCGAGAAAAUCCCGACGUUCUCUGACAACCAUGACACAAUGUUGCGCGCACUGGUCCUCGAGCAUAUGAAGAGCCCUGUUUGGGGAGUCAGGGAACAUGCGGCUCGCGUGUAUGCAUCUCUUCUCACUCGUAACAACAUAUUACAGGAUGUGUCCAACCUUGUGGAUAUUUCGCCAUCAGCCGCCACGGAUAAUUUUCUUCAUGGAAUAGCGCUUUGUGUCCGAUAUUCUCUGCGUCGUUUCUCGUCUGUCACUGACCUGUACUGGAUGACACAUAUUCAAGGGUUUCUGGAAACAAUACGUCGAGUUCUUGCGUCCAUCCUUCCGCUGGCCAGGUCUCCAGCUGUUGCUGCUACCCUUAUUGAGAUUCUGAAUGAUGCAGUGGAACGGGCAAUCAAAGCAGAAAUCGAAUCUAAAACUGCAUCCUUCCUUGAUGAGGUAUCCCGGGAAUUUGAUCUCCACGGCAUCCUAACUCAUGUCUUCGAUACCUCCCAUGCUGGUUGGAACAUUUCCAGCUUGACCCGCGCGUCAUCUUUGCUUCGAAGAGCGCUUGCCUGGUGCAUGACGCUGAGGAUGCUCGUUUCAGGUAAAUGGGGAGAGCUUACUCAAUUCUACCUUGAGGUAGUAACAUUCGACGUCGACGCCGCUAGGUGGAUUUUGGAGGAGCUUGUCGAGCGCAUUGGUGAGAAGAAGAGAUACAGAAAGCCUCUGGCCGAUCUUUACGCCUCUGCGAUUCUAGCAGACUCUCCUGCGAAUAUCAAGACAGCGGCUGCAUCGAAUCUGGCCUCUAUUCUUGAGGGAUUGCUAUUGUCUGAGUUGGAAACUGUUAAAGGCAUGGGGUUGCCAUGGGAGAAGAUUGGGGGGAGCUUCCGGCCCGAGUCCAACAUUCAGUUAUGGAACAGAGACGCAACUGACGCAGAACUUCGUCUCUGUGGUUGCCUUCUGACGAUCCGCAUCGCUUCUGGAGAGUGGCAGUCUCCCUCAUCAUUUGAUGGAGAGCUUCGCGGCUGGGCUGUCAAGUUGCGAUCUGCCCUGAGUGAAGAAACCGAAUUCACAUCUCGCUAUGCUGCAGUGGCAUCUCUCGGCAGCUUUUCUAAGAUCCUGCGAGUCCCAAAUUGCCCACCGAGAAUUGACCCUAUCUUGUUGGACAUAUACCUUGCCCUAUACGACAUGCUCAAUGACGAUGACGAGGAACUUCGCGACAUGGCCGCAGCUACCGCGUCCUGGGCCCUAUCCUAUUCAUCUGUAUCACCGAACGCGGCUGUCACUCUCGGGCCGUUGAAUGCCAGUGCACUUUUGGCCGCGUUCAUCGCCGAUAACUUUGCCGAAUCUCCUACGCUCACUGAGAAUGUGGUUCGAUACAUCACUGGACAGCAGCCUCGUAUCAGUGGCUCUGAUAGCCGAUCACGCCUGCUCCCCGUAUCGGAUAUAGUGGCGGAACACCGGAAGGAGAGCACCGUUUUGUUCAUGGAAGAAAAGCAGAACUUGUUCAUUGACGGAGUUCGAGAAGUUGAUGUCUGGGCCCCAGCACUUCUGCGCCUCAAGGAAUCCGCAUACAAGGAAAGCGUCGUGCGCGAUCUUUCGUGCUGGGCCUCCCAGGGAUUAGUGUAUCUCACCGAGCUCGCCAACGAGAGUGCAGGGCAAGAUGGACUUUUGGGAUGGAUCUCGAAACCCGAGACCUUUACUGUGGGAGUGCGACUGAUUGGAAUUGCCUCUGUCCUGGUGGCAGAGAAGUUCCCUUUGCCAAACUAUAUGAGCGUUGGGCAAGAUGAGCUGCACAGGCAGAUGCAGACUCUCUGGGUAAUAGGAGUAAAGGCCUCGUUUCACGAUGAGUGGCUGUCAAGGAUUCAGCAGGGACUGGGAACUGGAGUUAAAUAUGUAUAG
This is a messenger RNA of Penicillium lagena, 2088 nucleotides long. RefSeq lists its product as uncharacterized. The coding region runs from base 1 to 2088 and encodes 695 amino acids. Gene Ontology annotation, cellular component: cytosol. Gene Ontology annotation, biological process: tRNA methylation. The transcript is spliced from 2 exons. The record is from RefSeq and is a predicted model, not a curated record. NCBI's taxonomy places the organism in Eukaryota, Fungi, Ascomycota, Eurotiomycetes, Eurotiales, Aspergillaceae.